This is a messenger RNA of Penicillium paradoxum, 4266 nucleotides long. RefSeq names its product Tetratricopeptide-like helical. NCBI's taxonomy places the organism in Eukaryota, Fungi, Ascomycota, Eurotiomycetes, Eurotiales, Aspergillaceae. The coding region runs from base 1 to 4266 and encodes 1421 amino acids. The transcript is spliced from 3 exons. Gene Ontology annotation, molecular function: protein binding. The record is from RefSeq and is a predicted model, not a curated record.
AUGGCUGCGACUCAAGGCGCGGAUGAGUAUAACCUGCAGGAGGCAUGGGACAGGGCAUGCACCUCGUUUGCGCAGACCACCAAAGUUGAUCUCACUGCAAAGCCCAGGUUCUCCAUUGACGAGGUUUUGGACCAAAUUCGCGAAAAGCAAGAGGAAGACAAUGAGAAAAACAACAAAUACAGGGCUGCAAAAGAUGUGAUCAGCAAAACUUUGAAUUUUGUCACGGUUCUAGGUGGGAUUGCUGCCGAAGGCGCCAGCAUGGUAUUUGAGCCUAGUUGUCUCUGCUUCAAUGCCAUUUCUUAUCUCAUUGACACCGGGGCGAGGUACAAGCGCAUUUUUAGCAGUCUAGCUGAGCUGUUCCGUCGUAUCUCCGACGUGCUAGAGCGCUGUAAGAUCUAUUUACGUUUGCCCGCGGAUGCGGUUGACAUUGCGCUUCGCAAGAUUAUCAAUGAGGAGCUGCUUUGCUUUGUCGAAAUUUGCGCAUUGUCAAUCAAGGUUCUUAAGGGCCACAAAGUCUUCAUCGCACUCAAGGUCUUUGCGUUUGACAGCGAUGAAGGCGUAAGCGAUCAGCUAGUUCGCUUGGCUACGCUAGUAGAGCGCGAGUCUCAGAUGCGCGCAACUCUGGGUUUUGAAUCCCAGAAGACGAGCGAGAGGAACAUCAUUGAUACCAGAGAUGGUACCCGAAGGGUCAACGCCUCAGUCGAUAAGCUUCUUAGUUCUGAUAUGAGAAGAGAUGCAGAUAGUGCUGCAAAGAGGCUUCUAGCUGGUAUUGAUUCUAGUCUGGGCAAUCCUAGCGAGGCUUUUAAAGUCAUCCAGGCGUCCCUCAAGCGUCGUUUAGGUGAUCAGGUUCUGGGAAGCGGAGAGUGGCUUUGGAAAGACCCCUUGUAUACAGCAUGGAAAUCUUCUGAGCAGUCAUCUCUCUCCCUCUUUGGUAUAUCUGGGGGUGAGGGAUAUGGCAAAUCAUUCCUCUUUGCGACCAUCAUCCAACAUCUGCGAGAGAUCCAAUCCGUACCUGCAGAAGAUAUGACAUACACUUCAACUGCAUAUUAUCUCUUUGAUCAAGAAAAACAUACAUCUCUAGUCCAGGCCCUCAAGGUCAUUGCGUGGCAGAUCGCCAAGAGAGAUAUUGUUUAUCGCAAAGACCUCAGCUCUGUGAAGGCAACCGGUGUCAGCCAGAUAGCAAGUCUCUGGGAGAUUCUAUUUUCUAAGGCAUACAGGAGCGACUCCACGUUCUUUGUCCUGUUGGACGGUAUUGAUCAAGCGAACAAGAAAGAACUCAGAGAGUUUGUUCAACUCCUGACGGAACUGCGGGCGACGUCUGAGACCUGGCCUCGAUUUAAACUCCGCGUUGUUCUCUGCGGUCGGGAUGAAACAAUGAACACGAUCAAAAACUACAUGGGAGAAAUCAUCUCCGUCAUCGACGUGGCAUCUCAAAAUAACGAUGAUGUGGAAAAGUUCAUCAUCGAUCGGAUGAAUAGAAUGGAGAUUCUCAGCGGCUCCUCCGAUCAAGUACUUGCUCUUCGACGGGAGAUUUUGGAAAAUCUGAAAACCCAGACCCAUGGUGACUUCGUCAAUGUUGGCCUCCUAUUACAUGAAAUCAGCGGGAAACAACGCCCUGGUGAGAUCAGAGACAUUUUAUCUCGAUCGGGAGGAAAGCGAUCCGACACGAUUGGGCGAAAGAUUGAACUCCUCAACGAGAAGCUCAGUGAGGAAGACAUCGCUGAUCUGAACAUUAUUCUCACAUGGGUAAUAUUCGCCGCUUGGCCAAUGCAAAUUUCGGAGCUGGAGUCAGUCCUUCUCCUCAAAACAGGGGAAGCCUCUCUUCGACCUUUGGCGGAGAAGAUCACCGAUCAAUAUGCGUCUCUCCUGCAGAUUAUGGGCAAACCACAUCCUGUGACUCAAAAGUUCUCGCCGGCUUUGGACGUAGCUCUGGUUUCUGACUCAAUUGAGGAGUUUCUACGAAAUAAACCUGACUCCGAGGAGGCUGAAACUGCCCAAGACUUAGAUCUUACUGGCAGUAUCAACGAUUCUGAGGUCAGAAUUGUCCGUCGCUUCCUCGAAUCGGUAUGCGAUCCUAAACUUUUCUCCAAAUUUGGCUUCGAAGAGUUCUUCCAGCGGAAACUCAAGGGGAAUACUGCUCGGGUCGAAAUUGACACUGAUACCGCACAUUUGAGAAUCCUAGAAACGUGCUUGGACGUGUUCAAAUUCAAAGAUCCUUCAGGUCUCGCUCUGCAUAAUUAUGCUGCUUAUUAUUUCCCCCAACAUUUGCAGCAAGCGGAUCCCUCGCUGACCCAACCGCAACGCAAAAUUGCCCUUGGUCCGCAGUUGGUCAGCUUGUUUACAGACGAAAAGAUGAUUAGAGAAUGGUGGUAUCCAGAUCGAGACUGGUUCCGUACAAACUGGAUUUACGAUGAUAAUUGGUCUGAAGUUGUGUUGAAGUGGCUCCAAGAUUCUGCUGUAACCAAAAACCUCACCGAGGAUCAAAGUACAUGGGUGAAAACUUUGAGUUCCAAGUCAGCGCCUGAUGCAGAUCUCCUCGAACGCGUCAUCAAAUAUGUCGCUCAUCUCUGGUUGGAAGAGGGUGUGGCGAAUCCGACCGAAUGCUUCGCUACAAUCUAUGGGUAUACUACAAAAAUUGAGAACCGCAAGAAUUCCCAAAUAGAAAGAUUGAGGAGUGACCCAGAACCCAAUGAAAUUGAGGCAUCCCACAUUAUCAAUACUGCUGAAUGGGCUCGACGUCAACUCGGACUAGAAAGCUUGGGGUACGAAGGGACUCGCCUUAUGGCCGCUACACUCAGGGAGUUUGAUAAAUACCCCGAGGCCAUUGAACAAUUCAAAUUUGCGUCCUCGCUCCAGAAAUAUAAUUGGAUCUCGCAAUGGGGUCUUGCGCUCUGUUUUGCUAAACAGAAGGAGUGGGGCCCGGCGAUUGAGAUUCUCGAGGACGCAAAGAACAUGGUCAAGUCCGGUGACAACCGUGAGGAUGAUGAGUAUCUGCCUCAACUUGAUCGUGAUCUAGCCAAGUACACCUGGGAGACCGGUGAUACCGCCAAAGCGUUUGCGAUAUACGAGGCAAUCUUGCGAGAUAAUCCUACCGACUACGAGGUAGCUUUCGAGAUGGUGAUUUGUUAUCACCGGGAGAAAAACUCAGAUGGCUUGCUCGAAUUUCUUGAUUCACUCAAAGAAUCCAUGGACGAUGAAUAUGGUCUAGACAGACGGACGCGUGCGUUCCAUAUACUCGCCUUUUUUGACAAGUAUCACGAGGCACUCCUCGGCCUAGUCUGCAACGACAAGACCUUUGACGCUGUAUUUGAGGGCUAUCAAACAGCUAUCAUGAACGCUGAAAAGCUGAUUGCUGAGGCUGUGCUGAAAGAGGAUGAUAUAGAAACUGAGCAUCGGUUGGGCCAAGCGCUUCUCAUGCAGAACCUUGGGGCUCUGUGCUACGAGAAUGGCUCGGAGGAUGCCGAGCGGCGAAAGCUCGCUGAGGAUCAGUGGUUAAGCAUCCUCCAGCUUGAAGUACCUCUGGAUGCACUCUACAUCGGGCACAUAAAAAACUCUGUCUGUGGAAAACUCGCGAGAUUAUAUCUCAACGAGGCGUGCCGGGAUCCAAGCAACGCAGAUAGCUAUCUGAAGCGGUUACAGCAGUUGGCUUCGUUCGAUACGGGAUACGCCUCCCUCAACGGGAGGCCUAGCACAUAUCCAACAGAAUUGAUUGCACGGUACUACUCGCUGCAGGGCAACGAGGAAAAGGCCAUUGAUACUCUGCGCUCAGAGGUCAAACACAGUAUGAAUCUUCUCUCUGACGAUGAUCCACUCAAUGACUGGCAAGGAUACCAUACUCUGGCCAGGUUUUUCAUGUUCGCUGGUCAGGACAUAGAUUCUCUCGCCGCAUGGUCGCUGAUAACUCCACUUCAAGACGCGGACAACCAGACAGAUCUAUCGGAACCCGACACAACCAAGCAGGGGCCCACAGGGCCAUUGAAUGAUGUAUGUGAUGGAGACUGCGAAACUGUGUGGAGUUUCGCAAAUGACAUCUACAUGUGCAGAGAGUGCGACUAUAUGGAGCUUGAUAUCCACUGCUUGAACAAGCUUCGCGAAGGAACCCUCCAGAAACGGAUAUGCGGCAAAGAUCACGAUAUGCUGCAUGUACCAGCAUAUGACAUUGCUCAACAAGAAAAGAUCGGUGAGGGCAAUGUGUUGGUUGGCGAGGAGAUAAUGCCGGUGACCGAGUGGCUACGGCACAUCAAGGAGAAGUGGGGUCUUCAGUGA